Molecule: messenger RNA, 717 nt
Organism: Penicillium daleae
Lineage: Eukaryota; Fungi; Ascomycota; Eurotiomycetes; Eurotiales; Aspergillaceae
Exons: 1
Coding region: 1-717 (238 amino acids)
Source: RefSeq, a predicted model, not a curated record
AUGUCUCGACUCUCCGACUACCGAUUACUAUGUUUCGACGUCUACGGCACCCUGAUCGACUGGGAGAACGGCAUUCUCGGCGCACUACAACCACUCCUCACAACCAGCACCACCGAAUUCUCCCGUGAGCACCUGCUGACCCUCUACCAAGAGCUGGAAAGCGAACAGCAGCGCAUAACCCCAGACAUGCCGUACUCCCAACUCCUAGCCACGAUACACCCCCGCCUAGCCGCACGCCUGGGCCUACCCACCCCCAGCGACGCGGACAACGAACGCUUCGGUGCCUCGGUAGGUACCUGGCCCGCCUUCCCAGACACAGUCGAAGCCCUGCACCGUCUCUCGCGUCAGUACAAGCUGGUAGUCCUCUCAAACGUGGACCGGGCCUCCUUCGCCCGCUCCAACGCCGGCAGUCUACAAGGAUUCCCCUUCGACCGCAUCAUCACCGCGCAGGAUGUGGGCUCGUAUAAGCCCGACGUGCGCAAUUUCGCAUACAUGAAGACGACCGUGCAGGAGGAGUUUGGUGUGCGGGCGGGGGAGAUUCUUCAGACGGCGCAGUCGCAGUUUCAUGAUCAUCGGCCGGCGAGGGAGGCGGGGAUUCGGUCGGUGUGGAUUGAAAGGUCUGGUGCCACGAUGGGAAAUACGGAAGAGCAGCCGAUUUGUGAUUGGCGAUUUGAUACCCUGGAGGAGAUGGCAGAUGCCUUGGGUCGGGGGGAGUAG